Messenger RNA from Linepithema humile (Argentine ant), 1669 nucleotides. Its product is annotated as CAAX prenyl protease 1 homolog. Gene Ontology annotation, cellular component: endoplasmic reticulum membrane. The record is from RefSeq and is a predicted model, not a curated record. Gene Ontology annotation, biological process: CAAX-box protein processing. Gene Ontology annotation, molecular function: metalloendopeptidase activity. NCBI's taxonomy places the organism in Eukaryota, Metazoa, Arthropoda, Insecta, Hymenoptera, Formicidae.
UAAAAUGUCCACUCUCAGUCUUCUCUCUGGUAUGAUCAUCUUCCGUGCCAUUUGAACUAUUCGAGACGGAUAGUGGUAAUGAGAAAAUUUUAUUAAUAUAUUGUCGUAAUGGAACUACUUGUAGCUUUUAUCGAGAAACAUAUUCUCGGAGCGAUUUUGUUGGCAAUAUGGUUAUUAUACUUUUGGGAUCAUUACUUAACUUUGCGUCAAAGAGCAUUGAUGCAGCGGUUGGUUGAUUUGCCAAAAUCAGUUGAAGGAUUAAUGACUAAAGAUGUAUAUGAUAAGGCUCGUUCAUAUGCUUUAGAUAGAAAUAGCUUUGGUAUUGUACAGGGCAUAUAUUCUAAGGUUUUUAAUACAAUUAUCUUGGUAACUUAUGGUUAUUAUCAUGCUUGGCAAUGGAGUAUUGAAAUAGCAAAACUUUGUGGUAUUAAUCAUGAGAAUGAUAUACUGCUAAGCGCAAUAUGUAUGUUUAUUAUAAACGUACUUUCUCAUAUUAUUAAUCUGCCAUUAAUAAUAUAUGAUACUUUUGUCUUGGAGGAAAAACAUGGCUUUAAUAAACAGACAGCUACAUUUUUUAUUAAAGACGAGAUUAAAAAGUUUGCAGUGUCGCAAGUUAUUGCGCUACCUCUUCUAUGUGGUAUGAUUUGGGUCGUGAAAAUUGGUGGCGAUUACUUUUUCUGGUACUUAUGGAUAUUGUUAGUAGUGGUCUCAUUAUUCAUGAUGAUCCUAUAUCCAGAAGUAAUUGCGCCAUUGUUCGACAAAUAUUCACCAUUGCCAGAAGGCGAAUUAAAACAAAAAAUCGAAGAAUUGGCAGCUUCUUUAAAGUUUCCUUUGUACAAGUUAUUUGUAGUUGAAAGUUCUAAACGAUCAUCGCACAGCAACGCCUAUUUGUAUGGUUUUUACAAAUACAAGAGAAUUGUCCUCUUUGAUACGCUUAUUAAGGGUUAUUGCAAAAAAGAUGACAAUGAUGCUAGCAAAGACUGUGGUUGUGAAACGAAAGAAAUAUUGGCGGUACUUGCACACGAAUUAGGUCAUUGGAAACAUAAUCAUACUUUGAAAGGAUUUCUGUUUAGCCAGAUAAUUUUUGUGGCCAGUUUUGUAAUAUUUGCAAAACUCUUGCGAUAUGAACCAAUGUAUAGUGCUUUUGGUUUUGUGGACUCUCAACCCAUCUUUAUUGGCCUGAUUAUAGUAACAAUGUAUAUUUUAAUACCAUUGUAUGCAAUUUUUAGUUUUAUUAGUGUGGUAAUCAGUCGAAGAUUUGAGUUUCAAGCAGAUGAGUUUGCCACAAAAUUAGGCCAUGGUGAGUCUUUGAAGGCCGCUCUGCUAAAAUUACAGAAGGACAAUUUGGGAUAUCCCUUGUUUGACAAAUUGUACUCCAGUUGGCAUCACUCACAUCCACCUGUCAUUCAAAGAUUGGAAGCAAUAGAUAAAAACAAAUGAAGAAAUGUUAUUUUAAACGAUUAUCAUAAUUUGUUUUCAGGCGUAAAAGAUAAAGCCUUGAAUUGAUCAAUAUCACAUCAAUUGUUUAAAUUAUGUUACAUAUAAUUUUUUGCCUUUGUGUUAUUCUUUCUUUUUAAAUUAUUCGCUGUUUGUGAAGCGAAUUUAAAAUACAAACUUAAAUAAUGCUUCCUGUAAUGGUUGAUACAUAAUACAAUACAAUUCAAUAUUA